Daphnia pulicaria is the source of this 2843-nucleotide messenger RNA. RefSeq names its product sodium- and chloride-dependent transporter XTRP3A-like. NCBI's taxonomy places the organism in Eukaryota, Metazoa, Arthropoda, Branchiopoda, Diplostraca, Daphniidae. Gene Ontology annotation, biological process: sodium ion transmembrane transport. The coding region runs from base 320 to 2527 and encodes 735 amino acids. The record is from RefSeq and is a predicted model, not a curated record. The transcript is spliced from 11 exons. Gene Ontology annotation, cellular component: membrane.
CGUUGUCUUCGACGUCAUUCACGAUUGCGAUACACGGGUGUAGUUUCAGUCGGUGGCCAACUACGGACCUUGUAGAGCGCGCGUUACCUUUAUACCAGCAAAGUUAUAUCUAUUAACAAUAAGAGUGGAGCCUAUCAUAUUAGUUCUUCCAUUUAUUUUAAUUUCUAUCGCUCCGAGCGGAUAAAUCAAAUUGUAUUCAAUUUGUCGACGUCAUUUUCCAGUGGAAUUUCGCUCUUUUUUCUCCGAUUUAUAAUUUGGUGUCUUGCCAAUCAGCAUCGCUCUUUAUUAUUAUUGAUUGGGUCUCGUCGACGAGAGAGUCAUGUCAACCACGGUCAAGAGCCGGACACCUCCUCGAAGUUCUGGCGGAGCGGAUGACGACGACAGCGGCCAGGAGAUGAUGUUCCUCAACGGGAGCGAGACGGGAGCUGACGGCAGUCAUCGGCAGAACUUGCGGCCACCUCAUAAUAGGGGACAAACAUCAGGAGGAGUUUCAUCCGAAGGGCUGGCGACAUCAGGAGGACCUUCGCUACUGCCUUCGGGUGCUGCCACAGCAGCGGGCCACAAUAAGAGCAGCGUGGUCAACGAUGCCGUUCUUCACGUGCCCGAGUCGCUACCCGAGCGCCAAAAAUGGGAUAAUAAAUUGCAGUUCAUGUUGAGCGCUAUUGGAUACUCGGUGGGAUUGGGCAACGUUUGGCGUUUCCCUUAUCUGGUCCAGCAAAACGGAGGCGGAGCGUUUUUGAUUCCGUUCUUCGUCAUGCUACUGCUGGAGGGCAUCCCGCUCUUCCUGGUGGAGUUGGCGCUGGGGCAGAAGUUACGUCAGGGCUCGCUCGGGGCCUGGAAUCUCAUCCACCCGUGGCUGGGCGGUCUGGGCAUCGCUUCGACGCUGGUCGCCUUUCUCGUCGGCCUCUACUACAACGUCAUCAUCACCUGGUGUUUCUACUACCUGUUCAACUCCUUCCAGUCUCCUCUACCUUGGUCGACGUGUCCGAUCGAUUCGAACGGGACGGCCGUCAAGGAAUGCACGGCCGCGACCGAAACGGCUUACUUCUGGUACCGGACGGCCCUGGACAUUUCGCCGAGCGUCGACCAGCCGGAAGGCAUCAAGUGGUGGAUGGCCCUGUGUCUUCUACUCUCCUGGAUUAUCGUCUACUUCAUCACGAUGCGAGGCAUCCAAUCUUCCGGAAAGGUUGUCUAUUUCACGGCGCUCUUCCCCUACGCCGUUCUCACCAUCUUUUUCAUCAGAGGCAUCACCCUCAAGGGAGCUGGCGCUGGAUUAGCCCACAUGCUACAACCACAAAUGCACAAAUUAUUGGACCCGACCGUCUGGCUGGACGCGGCCACCCAGGUCUUUUAUUCGUUCAACAUCGGGUUCGGCUCGCUCAUCGCCUUCGGCAGCUACAACCCGCCGCGCAACAAUUGCGUCAAAGACACUCUCAUCCUGUCCGUCUGCAACGCGGCCACGGCCGUCUACGCCAGCGUCGUCAUUUUCGCCAUUCUCGGCUUCAAGGCCGUCCGCUCUUACGACCUCUGCGUCAACCACGAUAAAGAUUUGAUUGGCCAGCGAUUUCCCGGUCUACUCGUCAACGGCAGUUUGACUGAUGAGGCCUACGCCAAUUUCCUGCAGUACCGCGACGAGUCCAAAGACCUGGGACUCCGAGGUUGCAACCUGGAAGAAAUCAUGAACGAGUCGGUGGAAGGGACGGGUCUGGUGUUCAUCGUCUUCACGCAGGCCAUCGUCGAGCUACCGGCGGCCCCGUUCUGGGCCAUUCUCUUCUUUCUGAUGUUGCUGGCCCUGGGCGUCGGCUCCCAGAUCGGCACGCUCGAAGGCGUCAUCAGCACCGUCUUUGACAUUCAGAUCGUCCGCGGAGCCCGCAAGGAAGUCGUCUCCGCCGCCGUGUGCAUCGUCAGUUACCUGAUCGGCCUGCUGUUCGUGACCGGAUCGGGCGAGUAUUGGGUCAAGAUCUUCGACUCGUUCGCCGGAACCACCGGAUUGAUCUUUAUCGCCCUCCUAGAGUCCGUCGCCGUCAUGUACAUUUAUGGACACCGAAAAUUCUCGCAAGACAUCCUGCAGAUGACGGGUCACAUGCCCGGGCCCUACUGGCAGAUCACAUGGCGUUUUGUCGGCCCCGUAUUGAUCAGCGUCCUCUUGGUGGCGUCCAUCAUUUACCGCUCGUUCGACAAACCCGCCUAUUAUGCCUGGAAUGCCCAAGAGGGCAAGAGCUUUCUGACACCCUACCCGCAGUGGGUGUUGAUCGUUGGCGGUUUGCUGGCCACCCUGUCGGUCCUGCCCAUUCCGGUCGUGUUCCUGUUGCGUCGCUUCCAAUUCCUUCGGCUCGACACGGACAUCAACAAAGGUGUCAUCCGGCGCAACGAGACGACCAUUUCCACCAAGCAGAUGAUGACCGACGUCGACGAGUACAUCGACACGGCCAUCGAAGAGGAAGAUGAAGAAGAGGCUGUCGGCCGUUUAGAAAUGACGGCGUCCAGCAAUCGGUCGUUCAGCAUCAGCCACCGCGACGAACACUAAAAAUCUAAUAACCCCCUCCCAAACAAUGAUGACAUUGCGUCAUCAACUCGCCACCGCGUUAUACAUUUUCUACUUUUUCGAAACUUUUUUUGGGUGUGCUGAUAUACGCGUUUUACAAGAGUUUAUAGAUGAUCUCCGCGCUAUAUAGAUUGAGAAUUUCGGUUCGUUCGUUUGGUUUUAUUUAUCGUCGGCUCACUUCAAGACAAAGAACAAAAUAUUUAACAAUUAAUAUUCGUGUUAAUAAUUCAUUUUUCCUUCCGCCGAUUUGAUCAAUUAUCAUGUAGCAUCGAUCCCAUGUUUUUGUAGAUUAUAUAGA